CUUCGGUUUCAUAACAUCCGGGUCCGACGGCUCACAGUCAGCAAAAUGACGUCGCAAUGCCGCAGCGCUGCUAUACUUAGGCAGUAGCAUGAAUUGGGCGGAACACUCAAGAAAGCCGCCACAAUCAUGUCUGCUUCUCUCAGCUCUAUCACAUCUGGCGAAACUCAGCCCACUCCUACUGCUUGCUCACCAAACAUUGCACCUAACGGGAUCAAUGUGACGGGACUUGUAGGUCAAAUUUGCCAAGUCAACGUCCCUCCCAGCGAGGUCAACAUCACAUCCUGCUGUGACAGCGGCGCCGAGGUGCGCCUCCAAGACAAUUGCACUCAAUGGUGCGAGGUUAAUGACGGGGGAGACUUCUUCGACUGUAUCAACGACAUGACCGAUCCAUCAUACCCUUUUCUUAGUGGACCUUGUCAAAUCGUAGGGGAAGACGCGACAGUAACCGUAUCCUCAACGGUUACUGGGGUAACGCCGACAACAUCUACUUCCGAGGGAAUGUCCCAGUCUACCGAAGAAGUGUCGGCUUCCACGACUGGGUCAGGAGGUGGAGCUGAAACGACCGAAACUCCUGAAGAAGGCACGGCCGCAGGCAACUUGGGAGAGUAUCAGCUUCGUAUAGUGGUCUUAGCUCUAGCUGCAACACUAAGCAUUCUUGCUAUCCUUUAGUCAAUAUUCUAUAUGGGGGAUACUGGCAAGCCAUAUUAGAUCCAUGUAUCUACCACCACAUCAUCUCGAAGUGAGAUCCCCCUAUGUGAUGCG
Messenger RNA from Alternaria alternata, 762 nucleotides. RefSeq lists its product as hypothetical. Bases 127 to 669 code for a protein of 180 amino acids. The record is from RefSeq and is a predicted model, not a curated record. Lineage: Eukaryota; Fungi; Ascomycota; Dothideomycetes; Pleosporales; Pleosporaceae. The transcript has 3 exons.